GGUGUAAGACAGGGCGACGUUAUAUACCCGAAACUCUUCACCGCUUCAUUGGAAGACAUUUUCAAGCUACUAGGCUGGAAAGGAUACGGUAUUAACUCAAUGGCGAGUAUAUCACUCACCUUCGAUUUACCGACGAUAUAGUCCUUAUGGCAGAAUCGCUGGAGGACCUAAGCACUAUGCUCAAUGACCUCAAUAGUGUCUACCAACGGAUAGGUCUUAAGAUGAACAUGGACAAAACAAAGAUCAUGUUUAAUGUCCAUGUCACACCUAUGCCGGUAGCUAUUCGGAGUACUAAGCUCGAAGUUGUUAACGAGUAUGUUUACCUGGGACAAAUAGUCCUACUAGGUAAGUCCAACUUCGACCGAGAGGUCAAUCGACGGAUGCAACUCGGUUGGGCAGCGUUCGGGAAAUUACGGCACAUCUUGUCAGGUAUACCUCAAAACUUGAAAACUAGACUAUACAACCAGUGCGUGUUGCCAGUGAUGAUCUAUGGAACUGAAACGUGGUCCUUCACUGCUGGCCGGAUGAGGUUGCUCAGCGAGCUAUGGAGAGGGCUAUGCUCGGAGUUUCUCUGCGUGAUAAACUUAGAAAUGAGGAUAUCCAGAGUGACCGACAUUGCCCAACGGAUUAGUAAGCUGAAGUGGCAAUGGGCCGGCCAUAUAGCUCGAAGAACCGACGACCGAUGGGGAAAAAAAGUUCUCGAGUGGCGGCCUCGUACCGGCGGACGAAGUGUAGGGCGUCCCUCCACUAGAUGGAGUGACGACCUGGUAUGACAUGCAGGAAGUCGAUGGAUGCAGGUGGCUCAGGACCGUGUUUUGUGGCAUUCCUUGGGGGAGGCCUAUGUUCAGCAGUGGACUUGUGAAGGGCUGUAAUGAUGAUGAAUGGUCGGAAGCCGGCCUUGCUCUCUCUUAUCGAAACGCAAGUGUUUAGGUUAGGAAACUGGCUGAUUAUUGAGGCUACUCCUUUGUGACCCUGCCUGGAGUUUGCGUAUACGUGAAAGAGGACAUCUGUUUUCAACGCCCCGGCAAUCUUGAAGGUCGCCUCGAGAUGAACCUGUCCAUCUCGAGGCUGCGCGACAAACAUCCCCGCGUCCACAGGUGCCUCUAUAGGUUCCAUAUAAGUAAUACAGACCGACUCAUCGACCACGUCCAAAUGCUGCAGACGCCGUGCUCAACAAGUGCCAUCUGGAGAGAUCGUGAUCCUUGGUGAUUUGAACGCCCAUCACGCUGGAUUGGUUCCCGUUUAACCGAUCAUGCGUUUAGAUCUGUUUAUGACUGACUUGGCAUAUGAUCUGACACAACUGGUUUCUUCGCGUACGCGGAUCCCAGAUGUGGAGGAUCAUGCACCUUCCCUGUUGCACCUUCUGCUGACCUUCAUCCGGACGGAUAUAGGUGUCCGUCGAUGCCCCUCUUGGCAUUUCGGACCAUUGUUUGAUCCGGAGUACGGUGCCACUCAUGCUACGUUGCGGUUCGUUCUACAUGUUGCUGCCUUGUUUAUCAUUAUAGGUUUGCCGAUUGGGACAGGAUGCGGUCUUUUUUGCAUACCCCCUGGGGGCGGGUUUGCUUUUUGCCGGAUGAUCCCAACAACGCUACGAGGCCUGGGUUAACAUCAACGUCUUAGAAUAAGACAAGCGCUCUUAAAAAGACGUACAAUUCCGCCUCCAGGUCCUUCAAAAGUGUCAUUGGCAAAGCGAAGUCAGAGCGCAUCGGCAAAAAUGGCGAGAAACUUGUUCGACUGCCUUCGGGAACACCUGCAUUAUGAUAUCUUGCCAAGGACAGCUUGGGAACUUCUGUCAGCCAUCUCUACCAUCUCUGCACAGGGAGGAAGACUCACUGGCCUUUACAGCAAAGGAGAAAGCCAAUCUGCUAAGCUCUCUCUUUGCGUCCAACUCGACUCUCAAUGACGGGGGAACACGACGCCGACCAUCCCACGGUGUGAGUGCACUCCACUUUCUGGACCUUAACAAGUCGAGUGGGCCUGAUAGAGUCACUCUUAUUGUGCUGAAGACGUGUGCUUCGGAGUUGGGACCAGUUUUAACGCGUAAUUUCCGUUACUCCUAGGCGUAGUCCUGAAUUCAUGGAAGAUAGCUUUGGUCCACCUGAUCCCUAAAAAUUCACGUCUAACUACAGGCCUAUCGCCAUCGUCUCCAUGUUCUCCAAAAUAAUGGAAUCCAUUAUAAAUUGUCAGCUCAUAAGGUACCUUCAGCUGGGUAAUCUUCUGGUCUACUUGACUCAUAGAUGGGCGGAGGCAGUAGAGUCCAAGAGGUAGGCAUUGAUCGUUACUUUGGACAUUGCGAAGGCGUUCGAUCGGGUUUGGCACACCGCGCUUAUUUAAAAGAUCCCUUCCUAUGGGCUACCCAAGAAAAUUGGAUCACCAGCUUUCUUGUCGAUCGGAGCAUCAAGGUCGUAGUAGACGGUGCAUGCUCCUAUUACAAGCGUAUUAACGCUGGUGGUCCACAAGGCUGCGUCUGUCACUAACGCCAUUACUCCUGCAUAUCAGUGAUAUUGUUGCGCGCCACUAUUGUCUUGUACAUGGCAACACUAGUUACACUAGCGCCCUCUAGUGUCGAGUAGCAGAACUAGGAGAGUCAAGAUCCUUCCAGAAAUUUCGGGACCGAUAAGUACUCGAACAUUCUAGAUGUCGCUACAGUAGGAGGUUCUGGAAAUUAUCUGAGGCCCUAUAUAAGGCUGGUAUAGACUACGACCGGGGCAGUAUUGAAUUGGCGAUAUACGCGAAUAGUUCGAAGUGAUAUAACUGCGAACUAAUGUGCAAUUAUGUUUUAUUAUUAGUGUGGUUUUUAAGUUGUAAUUAGUGUUCCGUAAUUAGUGUCAAUUUUGGUAAUUCAAUCGGCAGUUUUAAUUGUCUCGAACUCCAAGUUCGUAACAAUAUUAUAAUAAAAAACUAACUAUAUUAAGCCAGUAAAAUUUAUGUAAAUAAAAUUUUCUCAAAAUGUUUGUCACUGAAUUUCUCAUUACAGGAAUAUAAUAUAGAGGGUGUUAAUACAUACAGCUUACACCCUGGAGUUAUAAAAACUGAGCUAGGCCGUCAUAUGGAUGACACUUUAUUUUGGGGAGCAAGAAAACUAUUUGGAAUCCUACGGCCUUUUCUGAAGUCCCCUGAGCUAGGGGCACAAACCACAAUUUACUGUGCAGUGGAUGAAAAAUGUGCCAAUGAGACUGGAUUAUAUUACAGUGACUGUGUUGUGACAACUCCCCACAGUAAUGCCUUAAAUGAUGAAUAUGCUAAAAAGUUAUGGGAUGUUUCGAUGGAACUUGUUGGCCUUCAGGAUUAUAACCCAUUUACUGCAAAUGAUCCUGGAGUGAAAAACAAAUAAUACCUCAUUUGAAACUAACAAUUUUUGCACAUUUUUAAACACCAUUUUUGUAAUAUUUUCAUAAUGGCUUUUAUAAAUUUAUGAGACUAAUACUCAAUUUUGUUAAAAUGUGUAGUUUAUUAAGCGGUUUACUGCAUUUUCUAUACCUUUUAUAUAUUGAUUUAAAUUAGGUGCAAGGUGUACAUUUUUUAAACAUUUAAUAGGUUCUUUAAAAGUGAUUACCAUUUUGUUAUAUUUCAAUUAGUAUUAGUUAUUUCUUAAACCAUAAUCUCUAUGUUAAGUAGCAUGUGAUAACAUAGUGCAUUUUGAACAAGUAGGGUGCUAAGGUAACUGCAUUUUGUAUACAUUUUCAUAUUGAUUUAAAUUAGGUGCAAGGUGCACAUUUUUUAAACAUUUAAUAGGUUCUUUAAAAGUGAUUACCAUUUUUGUUAUAUUUCAAUUAUUAUUAGUUAUUUCUUAAACCAUAAUCUCUAUGUUAAGUAGCAUGUGAUAACAUAGUGCAUUUUGAACAAGGGUGCUAAGGUAACACAACUAGAAUUUUAGUGUAUUAUCUUAAGAGUUGUGAAAAACCUCUCUAAAGUUGUAUAAUUUUGUUAACACUUUGUGUAACUUUAUAUUUAAAUCAUAAAUAUUUUUAAAAUUGUUUCAAACUUGUAUUUGUUAUAAAAAAAAAAACUGAGUAUUAAUAAUAUCGUUUUGUGUUUGACAAUUCUUAAAAGAAUUACAAUAUUGUUUCUUAAUUAGAAUAUACCUAAAACAAUUGUUGUUAGGUUGUAUUUAUUAUCUGUUGUUAAUACAUAAUAUUAUGCAU
Molecule: messenger RNA, 4145 nt
Organism: Parnassius mnemosyne (clouded apollo)
Lineage: Eukaryota; Metazoa; Arthropoda; Insecta; Lepidoptera; Papilionidae
Source: the annotation of a GenBank genome assembly